CCUGGCCGGCGGGGGGAGCCGGCGAAGACGUGGCUGGCCGGGUGCUGAGCCGCUGGCUCGCCCGCCACGAAGACGCAGAACAUGAACCUGCCUCGGGGACCGGAGAACCUGUGCUUCGACAAGGAUGAGUUUAUGAAGCCAGACUUCGAUGUUGAUCACUUUGUGUCUGAAUGCAGAAAACGUGUUCAAUUGGAAGAGCUUCGUGAUGAUCUUGAGCUCUACUACAAACUUCUCAAAACUGCCAUGGUAGAGCUCAUAAACAAGGAUUAUGCAGACUUUGUUAAUCUUUCCACCAAUCUGGUUGGCAUGGACAAAGCCCUUAAUCAGCUUUCAGUGCCUUUGGGACAGCUGCGAGAGGAAGUUAUGAGUCUUAAGUCGUGUGUCAGUGAAGGAAUUCAGGCAAUUGAUGAACGUCUAGCUAAACAAGAAGAUAUCAGGAGAAGAAAGAUGUGUGUGUUGAGACUCAUUCAAGUUAUUAAAUCAGUUGAGAAAAUUGAGAAAAUUCUUCACUCCCAAAAAGAAACAUCAUCACUGGAAGGAAGCAGCCCACUUCUGACUGGACAGAUUUUAGAGCGAAUUGCUACAGAAUUCAACCAGUUACAAUUUCAUGCAGUUCAGAGCAAAGGAAUGCCACUUUUAGACAAGCUGAAACCACGUAUAGUUGGAAUAACCGGUAUGUUGCAACAAUCUCUGGAAGGAUUGCUUUUAGAAGGUCUUCAGGCUUCCAACAUUGACAUUAUACGCCAUUGCUUGCGCACCUAUGCAACAAUAGACAAAACACGGGAUGCUGAAGCAUUAGUUGGUGAAGUGCUUGUGAAACCAUAUAUCGAUGAGGUGAUUAUAGAAGAGUAUGUUCAGUCUCAUCCUAAUGGCCUCCAGACCAUGUACAGUAAAUUGCUGGAAUUUGUUCCUCUCCAUUGUCGCCUCUUACGUGAAGUAACAGGGGGUGGUAUCUCAAGUGAAAAAGGGAAUACUGUUCCUGGAUAUGACUUUUUGGUUAAUUCUGUGUGGCCAGAAAUAGUUCGUGGUUUAGAAGUUAAGUUGCCUUCACUCUUUAAUCCGGGGAAUCCAGAUGUCUUUCAUGAGAAAUACACUGUAAGCAUGGAUUUUGUAAGGAAGUUUGAACGGCAGUGUGGUUCCCAAGCCAGUGUAAAAAGACUAAGAUUGCAUCCCUCCUACCAGAGCUUUAAUGAUAAGUGGAAUUUACCUGUUUACUUCCAAAUAAGGUUUAGAGAAAUAGCAGGGGCCUUUGAAGCAUCCCUAUCUGAUGACUUGGGGGAAGCUCCAGCUGGAAGUCCAUAUUGUCUCUUGGCUACACAUAUGGCAUGGACAAGUUUACAGAAGUGUUGGUCAGCUCAGAUAUUCCUGCCAUUACUAGCACACCGUCUGUGGAAGCUUUCUCUGCAGAUCGUAGCACGCUAUUCAUUUUUUAUUAAUGAGCUUUUGCUCAGGCCCAUCUCUAACGAAAGUUCAAAGGACCAUAAAAAACUACUGACAAGCAUUAACAAGGAAUCUGUGCUGAACCCCAGCUCUGUUGAGGAACAACGGAAUGACUCCAGUCCUGAUCCUCAGUCUUUACCUUCCAUUUCUACUACUCAACUCAUGCUUGUUGCUGCGGAUUUGGACCACCUUCAGGAAUGGCUUCCUGAACUGAUGGAAAUUAUCAAACCAAAACUAGCAACAGUGGGAUUCAUGAAUAUAGACUGCAUCUCAGGAGCACUGGAAGACUCAAAGGAUUCUUUACUGGGUUGUUGGCCAGCCUUAAACAGUAAAAUCAUUCAGGAUUUAAGUGACUCCUGCUUUAGUUGCCUGAAAAGUGCUGUAGAGAUCCCAAGACUAUAUAGAAGAACCAAUAAGGAAGUGCCAACCAAGGCAUUGCCGUAUGUUGAUGCUGCUGUUAAACCUUUCUAUCAGCUGAAGAAUGAAUACAAAGAUACGUUAAAACCAGCUAUAAUUGAGCAGUGGCUUGAAGGAGCACUCAGUACAAGCACCCAGAAGUACUUUGAAACAGUAUCAGACAUUUUGAGUUCUGUAAAGAAAAUGGAAGAGAGUUUGAAAAGACUAAAGCAGGCCAGGAAAACAGUGACUGCAAAUAGUACCUUUCCAAAUGGAGGCAUGAGUGAUGAUAACAAAAUCCGCCUUCAGUUGGCCCUAGAUGUGGAGUACUUUGGAAUUCAGAUGCAGAAGAUGGGAUUGCAAUUGAGCAACAUCAAAAGCCUUUCAGCUCUGUCAGAGCUUGUUCAAGCUGCCAAGGAUCAGAUAUCAGCAGAACAAACAUAGCAAGAUUUCCAGAUGUGUGAUGAGAGCAGGCCUACUUUCAAAAAGAAGAGAGUUUAUUUUUACUUUUCUCUCACCAAAUACUAUGUAGCAAUGAAGUGCUUCCUAAUGCAGCUUGUACAGCAAGUUAAAUGUGUCUCAAGAUACAUAAGAACUUGUUCCACCAAAAAGGAGAACCUUGCAGGAUAGAACAUUUACUCUAGUUUUCCAUUAUAUGGAAGACUGUUUAUAUUAUUUCUAAAUAUUCUACACAGAGCUACGAAAGUCUUUUUAAUUUUUAUUGUAAAUCUUUAUCAUGCUGUAAAAAUGAUUUAAUGUGAUUAAAAUGAAAAAGAAAA
Varanus komodoensis (Komodo dragon) is the source of this 2615-nucleotide messenger RNA. RefSeq names its product component of oligomeric golgi complex 2 (gene COG2). The transcript is spliced from 18 exons. Gene Ontology annotation, cellular component: membrane; COG complex. NCBI's taxonomy places the organism in Eukaryota, Metazoa, Chordata, Lepidosauria, Squamata, Varanidae. The coding region runs from base 82 to 2280 and encodes 732 amino acids. Gene Ontology annotation, biological process: Golgi organization; protein transport; intra-Golgi vesicle-mediated transport. The record is from RefSeq and is a predicted model, not a curated record.